AUGGGAAUUUCAAGAGAUAGUAGACAUAAGAGAAGACUGACAGGAGGUCGUAUGCCAAUUCACAAAAAGAAGAGAGCAUUCGAAAAAGGAAGACAGGCUGCAAUGACAAAAUUGAUUUCUGGAGAAAAAAGAGUCAGAAGAAUUAGAGUUAGAGGAGGAAAUUUCAAAUUCAGAGCACUUAGAUUGUCUGAAGGCAACUUCUCUUGGGGUAGCCAAGGUGUAGCAAAAAAAGCAAAAAUUGUUGAGGUUGUUUAUCAUCCUUCCAAUAAUGAAUUGGUUAGAACAAAAACAUUAACAAGAGGAGUAAUUGUUUAAGUUGAUGCUACUCCAUUCAAAUUAUGGUAUGCUAAAAAAUACAAUGUUGAAUUGGGACCAAAGAAGAAGGAUAAGAAAGAUGCACCAGCUGAAUAAACUUAAAAAUCUAAAUCCCUUUAAAAGAAACUUGAACAAAGAGUAAAAGAUAAUUAAUUCUCUAAUCAAAGAUUGUUGGUCAGAAUAACAUCAAGACCAGGAUAAUCAGGAAGAGCUGAUGGAUAUAUUCUAGAAGGAAAAGAAUUAGAAUUCUAUGUUAAAAAAAUUGAAUCAAAGAAGAAAUGAUAUAAUAAGUACAUUAUUGUUGCACAGAAUAAUUUAUUAUAUUAAUUUAUCACUA
Paramecium tetraurelia is the source of this 652-nucleotide messenger RNA. RefSeq lists its product as uncharacterized. Lineage: Eukaryota; Ciliophora; Oligohymenophorea; Peniculida; Parameciidae. The transcript has 3 exons. Gene Ontology annotation, biological process: maturation of SSU-rRNA from tricistronic rRNA transcript (SSU-rRNA, 5.8S rRNA, LSU-rRNA); translation. The record is from RefSeq and is a predicted model, not a curated record. Gene Ontology annotation, cellular component: cytosolic small ribosomal subunit; ribosome. Gene Ontology annotation, molecular function: structural constituent of ribosome.